Messenger RNA from Protopolystoma xenopodis, 540 nucleotides. The record is from the annotation of a GenBank genome assembly. NCBI's taxonomy places the organism in Eukaryota, Metazoa, Platyhelminthes, Monogenea, Polystomatidea, Polystomatidae.
AUGAGCCCAACUGUACCAACGGGCAACAGUAAAGAGAGGAUGAGGCCGAGAGUGGAGGAGGGUGUAGAAGAGAAAUGGAAAAAGAAGGACGAGGAAGAGGAGGAAGAGGCUUUGCUGGCCCAACUUGGCGACAGCGCAAGUGUAGUGCUGGACAAGCUGACGAGCGGCAGGACAACGAGUCAACCAAGCUUCACGUCACGAGCCUCUUGGCGACUACCGCAUCCGGUUCGUAGACCAUCGAGGCCGUCCAGGAUUUGUGGUACCACCGAGAAGGCCCCGACAGAGCCCACUCUGUUUGCUUCGUCUCCGGCCUCGACAGACCCACUUCCCUCCUCCUCCUCCUCCCACUCGUGCUGCUCAUCCUCUGCCGCCUCUUCUCUCGCACCCGAGGCCGGACUCGUCAGUCUCCGAGCCGCUGGCGUCGGGGGCGUGGACGCCUUUUUCAGCCUCACCAUUGGCAGACCGUCCGGGGCCGUGUUUUGUCCCCCGAACAGGUACCCCUUUGCGUUGGAGCCCUCGGCCACCCGGUCCAUCGGGUAG